Molecule: messenger RNA, 5547 nt
Organism: Saccostrea echinata
Lineage: Eukaryota; Metazoa; Mollusca; Bivalvia; Ostreida; Ostreidae
Product: importin-4-like
Exons: 28
Coding region: 64-3327 (1087 amino acids)
Biological process (GO): protein import into nucleus
Cellular component (GO): cytoplasm; nucleus
Molecular function (GO): small GTPase binding; nuclear import signal receptor activity
Source: RefSeq, a predicted model, not a curated record
GAAAAAAAACUCUUUUGCAAAAAAAGUUACAUUUGGUGCUUGAAUGGUUGACAGAGAGAAGGCAUGGCAUCGAGUUUAGAAGAAACACUUAGUAGGCUUUUACUGCCGGAUAAUAACACGAUCAAGCAGGCUACUCUGCAGUUGAAGGAGAUUUUUAAAGAUCCCAACAUUGUGCCGGGUUUAUGUCAGAUACUGGGUUCCUCUCAGUCUGCUCAGGUAAGACAACUGGCAGCUGUUUUGUUGAGAAGGAAAGUUCAGAAGGGACGACAGUGGAGAGCGCUGCCAGAAAAUGUUUGUCAAAACAUCAGAGAAAACAUAUUGCAGCUGCUAUUACAAGAACCUGAGAAAUUUGUACGAAAUUCCAUUGCUCAGGUAGUAGCUAUUGUAGCAAAGCAUGAUUUACCAAAGAAUCAAUGGCCCCAGCUUUUCCAGUUUAUACUGGCCUAUACCAAAAGUCAGAACAGUGCAGAAAGAGAGGUUGGUAUGUUUGUCCUGUACUCAGUGGCAGCUGCUGCAGGGGAGCAGUUAAAGCCUCACCUGACCUCCGUACUACAGCUGAUUAAUGAGGUCAUUCAGGACUCUGAAAAUCAACUCGUCCCCUACUAUGCCAUAAGGACUGUCACAGAAGUAAUAUUCUUCAUUGGAGAUGAUGAAGUUAAAUACAUACAGAAUGUGAUUCCUCGUAUGUUACAAGUCGUCCAGGAAAUUAUCCCAGUAGAUGAAGAUAAGGCCUGUGAACUGCUGGAAGUGUUUGAUGAGAUGUUAGAAUGUGAAGUCUCUAUCAUUGUUCCACAUAUCAAAACAACACUAGAAUUCUGUCUACAGGUUGCUAGUCGUGCUGAUCUGGGAGACAAUAUGAGAGUUAAAGCCAUGUCAUUUGUGGCAUCUCUAGUUAGGCAGAAGAAGAAGGCCUUUCUGAAGCACAAGAUGGUAGAUCCUGUUUUGUCCAUUCUGUUCCCUAUCAUGUGUGCUGGCAGUGAGGAGGAUGAGGAUGAAGAUGACCUGGAUGAUCCUGAAUGUAGGAUGCCAUCCAUGUAUGCUCCACAGGUAAUAGACACAAUGGCAAUCCAUUUACCACCAGACAAGGUUAUUCCUAAUGUUAUCAAACUGGUAGAACCCAACAUUGUGAGUGAGUCCCCCUCCCACAGACGAGCCAGUUUCCUGGCCUUAGCUGUUGUUGUAGAGGGGUGUGCAGAUUACAUAAAACAAAGACAUCUGCAAGCACUUCUGGAGUGUGUUGUUAAGGGACUCAAUGACCAAGAUCCGGGAGUACGAAACUCGGCUCUUUUUGCUUUAGGACAGUUCUGCGAGCACUUGCAGCCUGAGAUUACAUCAUUUGCAUCUGAGUUGAUUCCCUUGUUGUUCCAAUAUCUUAGCAAAGCAACACAAGAAGCAGACAAAAAUCCCAGAGGACUAACGAAGUGUUACUAUGCUCUGGAAACUUUCUGUGAAAAUCUAGAUAAAGAUAUCCUACCGUACUUGCCUACUCUGAUGGAGCACACAUUAUCAACUCUGAAAACGGCCACAAAUACUAGAGCAAAGGAACUAGCAAUCAGUGCUAUAGGAGCUACUGCAAAUUCUGCCAAGGAGUUACUAAAACCAUACUUUGCUGACAUCAUAGAGCAGUUUAAACCCUAUCUGGUGCCCCAUUCAGAGGCUGGGGGCACCUCAGAGGAGGACAUUAGAAAGCUACAGAUUCAGACCUUGGAUACCCUGAGUGUGAUAGCAAGAAGCAUUGGAUCAGAAACCUUUGCCCCUAUUGCAAAAGAAUGUGCAGAGUUUGGAAUCAACUUGCUCAACACUGUAGAUGACCCAGAUCUUCGAAGAUGUGUGUAUGGACUAUUUGCUGCAUUGUCUGUCAUCAUGAAGAAGGAUAUUUCACCAUACCUGGAGGUCUUGGUCACUUUUAUGAUGGCAUCCCUAAAGUCCACAGAGGGAGUACAGACACACUACAAGGAGGAUGAGGAUCAGGUUGCUAUAUUCAAUGAGGAAGACCUGUGUGAUGAGGAAGACAUUGCUGAGGAGGAUGAAGACGAUGAUGAUGAAGAUCAGAAAAUUCAAGGAAUCAGUGUUAAGAAUGAGUUUUUGGAUGAAAAAGAAGAUGCUUGUUGUUCAUUGGGAGAACUGGCUGGAAACACGGGGGCAGCAUUAUUUCCAUUCUUGGAGCAGUCAUUCAAGGAAGUGUUGGAGAUGAUUGACUACCCAGCUCCCGGCGUGAAGAAAGCGGCCAUUGCUGCUGUGGGACAGAUGUGUGUAUGUGUACACAUGGCUAACCAGGAACUUCAGUCACCAGAGACCCAGACUGCUCUAACUAACAUGUUGUCAGCCGUUGUCCUCAAGCUGCUGGCUGUGAUGGGAGAGGACAUAGACAGUAUGGUGGUCAUGUCUGCCAUUGACACCUUGUAUGAAAUGUUGGACAAGAUCGGACAGCCAGUCAUUCAAGUUCAGGGAGUCUCUGAUGCUAUACUUACACGCAUGAAGGAAGUUUUCACUCAUAAGUUGGCCUGUCAAGAUCAGGACACAGAAGAAGAUGACGAGGAAGCAGAAUUUGAUGGAAUGUUAAUCGAGUCUGCUGGGGAUGUUUUACCUGCAAUGGCUAAACUGUUAGGUGGACCAGUAUUUAUGCCUUUCUUCAGCAGUUUCCUAACUGAUCUUCAGAAACGACUGAAAGAAACAAGUUCAGUAGCAGAAAGAUCAUUUUCAAUAGGAACCAUAGCUGAAAUAAUCCAAGCCUCAGGCAACGCCACUGUGCCAUUCCUACAGAAGUUGUAUCCAUUGUUCAUGAAGUUUGUUAAGGACCCUGAUGAGGAGGUCUGUAGCAAUGCAGUGUUUGGAUUGGGAUGCUUAUGUUCCAGCUGUGGAGACCACUUAACUGGUCAUUAUCCAGAAAUACUGAAGACUCUGCUGGAAAUACUGAACAAAACUUCCAAUGUGCGUAUACAUGACAAUGUGUGUGCUGCAACCUGUAGAAUGAUCACAACCAGUAAAAAAUCCUUACCACUCGAACAAGUACUCCCAGUUGUUCUUCAGUGUUUGCCACUGAAAGAAGAUUUUGAGGAAAACAAGACUGUGUUUGAAUGCUUAUUUCAGCUGUAUGGCAAUGGUGAACAGGAGAUAUUGAAACAUAUUCCAAAAAUAUUGACAGUAGUAGCUCAGAUUGUUGGCACAGAUCAAGUCAAACAAGAGACUCAAGCCCUGCUGAUUCACUUUGUAAAGGACCUCCAUGCCAAGUUUCCAGCAGAGUUCCAAACAGUACAGGGAUCCCUCACCCCAGAACAGACUGGGAGGAUACAGAGCUGUUUAGAGUACACUAAUGGUUCCUCCUGAUCAAUGUCUAUCAGGCAACAUUUAGACUUAAUUACAUCAAAUUUAAAACUUUUUAAGAAGGAGAGAAUAUUUGUCUAAUAAAAUUAAGAUAAUAUAAAAUUGAUAUGAAAUAUCAUUAGUGUUUUGUUUGUUAAUGAAUCACUUGCUUUUAUCUAUAAUCCUGUCAAUGAUUUCACUAAAUUUCAAGGUUGUUCUUCUCUUGCCUUUUAAUGGUUGUUACGUCUCUCUCCCAGUUUGAACAAAAAAGAGUGCUUUGUUAAAAUUGUUUUGAGGCUUUAUUCACAUGUGCAUGCCUAAUAUACUUAUUCUGGGUUUUUGUUUAGUUUAAGAGUAGCAUCAUUUAUUGUGCAGUGAUGAAGAUUAAAACACAUUUAUAUUAUUUUUGUGAUGUACACAUGUAUGUGUGAUGUAUACAUACAUCUGUAUGUGAACACCAAUCUAUAAUGUAAAGUCAAAUAUUUGUAUGUAAAACAAAUGUAUGUAUGUAAAACAAAAAGGAUGAUGGAUUAAGCUGAAGGAAAUGCCUAGUUAUUUGGAUGAUUGUAAAAUCUUAGGUAUAAAGGAAAUGGUAAACAUUUUCUAUUCUAGAUUAAAAGCUUUAAACCAUUUAUAAAAGAGUAAAAAUAUUACAUCGAAAACCUUUCUUCAGUAUUUUGUUUGCUCUUAAAAUCAUUUCACAACAGAAACACGAUGAAAACAAUAUAGUAUUUUGCUAGAAUACGUUCUAUUUCCAUUAGUGAACUCUUCAAAAUUAGAGGCGCAUUUGGUCAUCUGACUGGGACAGCAUGGCAUUGCGGAUAAAACAAAACAUGCUAGUCUCAAUCCAAUUUUAAAUGUUUAAUGUAUUUGUUAUUCCAAUUAAAGAAUAGAAGAACUAAAAGACAUAUGUAGGAGAGGAGAACCCUAAAUUUAUGAUCCAUUAAUAAAAGAUACGACAUUUCUGAGGCAUAUGUAUUGUAUUUACAUGUAGAUGUACCAUACGAUAAAUAGAUACAUACGAUCAACAAUAGAUAUAAAUUGAUAUCAUUGUCAUUCCUACUCUUGAUGAAUAUAAAGUCCACAACAAUAAAAUAUUUCAUUUGCAUUUUCUUGGGAAUUGUUCAUUGACAUUCAGCAUAUUGUUUACAUGUUUAUGUAACGUUUGUCCCAGAAAUCCCGCAAGAUUUGUACAUUUUCCGACUUUUUCACAAAAGAGCGCACUAAGAAGUAUAACUCUUCCAUUGUGGAAAUAGAACAAAAUAUGUUACUUGAAUCCACAAAUCUGGUUUCUUAUGCAUUUCUUAAUACUGUAUGUGUAAGACCUCUGAUUUUUUUUCUACAGGACAUACAUGAUUUUUUUAAAUGAAUUUUUACCAGAGAUGUUGUUUGGGUCUUCAAUUUGCAUUAUUGUUUUCUUUUACAUAAAUAUUAGUUUCUUUGGUAUGUAAUCUUCACUGUUUAAAGGACUGAAUGUCAGGUUAUCAAGUGACCAAUAUUUAGUCCAUUUAUUUGCCAGCUUAUAUUAUUAUUUACAUCUUAUGAGUGUUAUGCUGUACACAUACCUACAGUUAUUUGUCAGAAAGUACAUGGUGUAUAUUGACUAGGAUAAGGUUUGAUUUUUAUUUCCUUACUCUCAUCUUUGACUAAUUACAUCGCUUUCAGCUCAGUUCAUCAUUUUCAUGAACUCAUCUAGUGCAAUACUUUCUGUAUAACUGUAAUCAGCAUAUUAAUUUAAUGUUGUAAUAAUGUAAUACGAAGUAGUAUCUUAUUGAAUAUACCUGACAAUUAUUUAACAUGCAUGUAAAUGAUUAACCUAUGAUACAUACUUUAAUAUACUGUUGAUAAAAAUGGGAUAUUAACAGAUAAGUGUUAUGAAGAUCCUAAAUAGAAAUUUAGCUAACUAAUCUGAUUCAACAGAUUAAUUCCUGGUCUUUUAAGCUAAGUCAACAAAACAUUUGAUGUAAUAGAUGAAAUUAGCACAUGUACCUCAUAUAUGUAAUUACUUGUUCAGUUUAUUGGUUUUGCAUGUGUGAAUUGAUGUCUAGUCUUUGAAGAGAAAUUAGAUGUUACCUGCUUUUGAAGCUUAGGGUGUUCAUGUUUGUUAUUUGAUGUUACUUGUUAGGAAUUCAAGGGCUGCAGGAAGAAUUUUGUGCUUACACUUUAUGUAUCAGGUCUUGCAAUCUGUGGAUUACUUGUAAAUUAAGGUUACCUGGUCAAUAAAACAAGUAAUGUACUUCUGAU